This is a messenger RNA of Lodderomyces elongisporus, 714 nucleotides long. RefSeq lists its product as uncharacterized. Bases 1 to 714 code for a protein of 237 amino acids. NCBI's taxonomy places the organism in Eukaryota, Fungi, Ascomycota, Pichiomycetes, Serinales, Debaryomycetaceae. The record is from RefSeq and is a predicted model, not a curated record. The transcript has a single exon.
AUGCAAAGCAUUCACGAGACAGUAGUAGAGCAAGAGACGAUUCGAGAGCGGCAAAAGCAAAGUUUAUCGGCACUUCGAUCACUAAGUUAUCUGGAAGCGGAAAAUGACAAACCAGCAAACAACCUUAUUAUCAAGAGUACAUCACACAGGAAACAAGGUAUACGGAACUUGACUACUCCUCAUACUACUACUACUAGGGCUUCAAACCGCAGAGCAUCAACUGAACCAAAGAUGAAGAAAAAGGGAAAAAAUCAGUCUAUGAGUAAACUUGUUCGAGAAAAUUACUCUGUUAAUGGCCAUAUAAACAAUUACGGAGUUUCAAAUCCAGAUCAAAGUCGUAUAGACCAAUUUUGCGCGAGAUUGGCAACAGAUACUCUGACAAUAUACAUGCAGCGAAAUCGACUUCAUUGCGAUGCUCCAAAUGAGAAGGUACUUAUUUCUCGCGAAGAAUGGUAUCAAGCAUUAAAGAGCGUCAAAUUACAGUUUCCAUCAAAGGUAAUACAUGUAAAGGCUAAGAGAGACUCACUGGACACACUGAGACUGAGAAUUGAACUGGAACAAGAAAUAGAAAUAAAAGAAGAGGAAGAAGAAGUCGAGGAAUAUGACAAAGGAUGCUUUGAAAACAUCGACACUAAAAGUUUAUGGGAUAAGGCAAUGAUCCAUCGACCUUUAAGUCACAAUGAAAUCAAAUGGCUAUACAAUGAGGGUAUGUAA